GACAGGACAGAUUUCUUUCUUGCGGAAGAGAGAAUUUUUAAUCAGUCGUAAUUAAAUAUUAUGUUUAUUUAAUUCAUUAUUUUCAAUUUUGUAUUUUCCACUGCCAUUCAAAAAAGUUAAAACAUUAUAGACAUCUAUCUGGUGAGAACUUUCUUCUUGAUCAGUCAAAUGAGGCAGUUUACUCAUCAACCUAUAGAAUACUCUUGUAGGCUUACAUGAGAUAUAAAAAGCCACCUUGUAUAUAUGAGUCAAGCGACAGAGUGAUGCAGUAAUAGCCUACAAUGUUCUCACUCAUAUCCAAAUUGCUUGGACUGUUGGCAGUGGUAAAUGGGAAUAUAGUAGUCUACACACCGGACACACCACAUUUGAUAGAGGAUGAGUUCCGCGACAUACCCGCUAGCUUCGGACCGGACCUGCCCCUGGAAGGUCUGCGCGGGUUUCUGGUGGUGGGUGACCCGGCAGACGGCUGCGGCAAGCUCGCCCCCCCUCCCACCGCCGACAAUUUCACCGACAGAUGGAUCGUACUUGUCGGCAGAUACAAUUGCAGUUUUGAGGUGAAGGUGCGUAACGCGAUGACGGCCGGUUACGACUGCGCCAUUGUGCACAACGUUAACUCAUCAGAUUUAGAGACGAUGUCCGCGAAGAACCCUGAGGGUAUCGACAUUCCCUCUGUGUUCGUGAACGACGUCGCCGGCCGGCAGCUAGCCGAGAAAUACGUCUACACUAAGGGGUACUAUAUAAUGGUGAACGGCGAUCUUCCGUUCAACAUCAACACGCAUCUGUUGUUACCGUUCGCUGUUGUGGUCGCUCUCUGUCUGGUCGUCAUACUCAUAUUUAUGAUAGUGAAGUGCAUCAAGGACAGGAGGCGGGCGCGUCGUCACCGGCUCCCCAACAGAUCGCUGAAGAAGAUUCCGACGUGCAAGUUCAGUAAGGGCGACCCGUACGAGACGUGCGCGAUCUGCCUCGACGACUACCAGGAGGGGGAGCGGCUGCGCGUGCUGCCCUGCGCACACGCGUACCACGCCAAGUGCGUGGACCCGUGGCUGACGCAGAACCGUCGCGUGUGUCCCGUGUGCAAGCGCCGCGUGCUCACCGUCGGCGAGCGCGAGCCGCGCGCCGCACGCGACUCCGACGACUCCGACGACACCGACCCGCUGCUCGACGACCGCGACCCCGCGCCCACGCAGGGGGGCACGUUCGAGCAACAACGCGAGAACCCUUUCCAGCGCGCGGCCCGCAUGAUGGCGCGGCGACUGCGCGGCCGUGACGAGCCAGACGACGACGAGGAAAGACCACGAAUACAAGAAUCUGUUCCUGCCAACGACGAGAACGGAGAGGGUCGAUCAGAUGACACGGCGCCGCUGUUGCCGCCGGUGGCCGCGCGCGCCGUGUCCGAGAGGCGCGCCAGGCGAAACGCAAGACGCACGCGCUCUCGCUCGCACCCCGCGUCCGCCCCCGCCCCCGCCCCCUCCCCCUCCCCCUCCCCCUCCCCCGCGUCCGCCCCCGCGCCCGCGCUCCUCCGCUCCGAGGGAUCCAUCAACACGGAGCAACACGCACAGAUAGGUGUGGCAGCGUUACCCGCGCAACGUGACUCAUCACCCCAUCACCUCCAAUUAUGAAUGAACCCGAGCAUCAUCACCAGACCUUCUAUCUGCUGAAUGCAUCGGUGAAACUAAGUGUUAAAAGACGGUACCAACAAAUUGAUAAAUCAAUUGGCUUCGUCACCUUAAAAGGUUGUACGUGAGGUGAGUGAGCCAGUGAUAAGUUAUUCUUCCAAUUAUGUACAUUUUAAAGUGCAUUGCAUUAAAUAAUACUAACUUGUGAUCGAAACAGGAAUAACUUUGGUUCGAUCUAUGAUAAUACAUGAAUUACAUCACAGAAUUAUAUAGUCCGAAAUUCAGUUUGAUUCCUAGACAACUAUAUAAGUCGUUUUAAACAUUAUAUAGUAGAAAUUGUAGUCUCUUUCUGUGUAUAUGUCACACCCUAUGUAUAUUAGGAACAAACUAACUCAACACCAUAGUUUUUAACGGUUACACAGGAGAUUUCUGAACAAACUUUUAUCAGUCCUGAAAAACCAAGCCAGUACCCCAAUUAACUAUGAAUUUUUAUUCCGACUAUAACAUGAAUUAAAAUUUAAGAGUUUCCAAACUUGUUCUUCAAAUACAUUAUUUUGUAAUCUGGGAAUCAAAUAGGUAUUAAUAAUUUAAAUUUUCGAUACAGUAUAAUUAAAAAUAUUAUAACAGAGUGGUGGCGAAAUAAAAGUUUUAAUAUCUGACUGUAAAUAUAUAUUAUUUGUUUAUAAAUAAAGACACGCCUUAGCUUUUUUUUUGUUUAAUAGGUUACAUGAAUAUAAUAAAUACAUUGUUAUAACAAAUUAAUUAAAGGUGUGAAUUUGUAUUGAAGUGUAAACCGUAUUAUGUGAAAUUGUAUAGUUAUAAUUAAUUAUAAGAUAUGGCAGGAUCGGGAGUUUUUAAUGCUAUGGUGCAAUAAUAAGUGUUGCAGUGGCAGCCUAAUACUAAAUUACGACGUUUUAAUAAAAAUAGGCCAUAUUGAAAAAAAAUGCAUUUUUUUUUCAGGGGCUCUUAAUGUGAGUUAUGUUAAACUAAUGAAACACUUUAUAGCAAUAUUAUAGUCUCGAAAUUAGUGUACUAAUAUUUAAUAAUAAAAUACAUGUUUAUUUUUGUUCUAACAAGAAUUUGAUUAGGCAGCUGCCGUUAAUUCGUGGAUAGCGACGUGUAAAAUCAUUCAAGGACACGUGAACGUCCUUUUAGAGUAACUAACGUAAGUUUAAAAUUGACCAUUAUAUUG
This is a messenger RNA of Diatraea saccharalis (sugarcane borer), 2808 nucleotides long. The record is from the annotation of a GenBank genome assembly. Lineage: Eukaryota; Metazoa; Arthropoda; Insecta; Lepidoptera; Crambidae.